AUGGAAUGUGGAGGGAAGGCUUUCUUCUGGCUGGUGUCUUUGUUGCUGUCCUCUCUUGUGUGGUUCAUCACAGUUCAGAUCAGCAACAAGAACAGUGCAGCUCAGCAGAGAGGGCUGCUCAUCUUCGGGGUUGUGCUCUCUGUGCUGCUUCAGGAGACUUUCAGAUAUGGUUACUACAGAUUGCUGAAGAAAGCAAAUGAAGGCCUGUUAGCGCUCAGUCAGGAGGACACCAUGCCCAUCUCCAUGCGGCAGCUAGCUUAUGUGUCCGGUCUGGGCUUUGGCUUCAUGAGCGGAGCGUUCUCUGUGGUCAACAUACUCUCUGAUUCCUUGGGACCGGGAACCAUCGGUAUCCAUGGCGACUCUCAGCAUUACUUCAUAUCCUCAGCUUUUAUGACACUGGCCAUUAUCUUGCUGCAUAUGUUCUGGGGGGUUGUUUUCUUUGAGUCAUGUGAGCGACAGAGAUGGUGGGCUCUUGGAGCAGUAGUCAUCAGUCAUCUAGUAGUAUCAUGUCUGGUAGGUGAACACCACAUGAAGUAAU
Messenger RNA from Sinocyclocheilus grahami, 538 nucleotides. RefSeq names its product gamma-secretase subunit Aph-1b-like. Gene Ontology annotation, biological process: positive regulation of catalytic activity; protein processing. The transcript has 5 exons. Gene Ontology annotation, cellular component: membrane. The record is from RefSeq and is a predicted model, not a curated record. The coding region runs from base 1 to 537 and encodes 178 amino acids. NCBI's taxonomy places the organism in Eukaryota, Metazoa, Chordata, Actinopteri, Cypriniformes, Cyprinidae.